AUGGCUUCUUCACUAUUCAGCACCCACAGUUUCCUCUUCCAAUUUCCAUUUAAACCUUCAAUCCUGCCAACAACAUCUUCUUCUUCCGUGUUUCCAAAUCUUUCAACUUGUUCAUCACCCAAAAGUGUUUCUUCUUUGAAGCUGAGCCUUCCAAGAGCAUCUUCUGAAGAGCUUCCAGUUGAGUUGAUUGAAGAUUCCAAGUUUGUUCCCUUAGAAUCUGAGGAUCCAAGCUAUGGUCCACCUGCUUUAUUAUUGCUGGGUUUUAAGGUGGAAGAGGCUGUAAAGAUACAACAGCUUCUGAAAGAAAUGGAUGGUGAAUUUCUUGAGGUUAUUUUUUGUACUGAAGACAUGAUUAGCCGUUCACUCUGGGAAGCAGUUAAUACUAAACAGCCCAAGUUGGAAGCUGUUAAGAUUGCAAAAUCACUGCCUCGAAUUUGUUUCUUAUCUGGUCUUACUGGAGAGGAGAUGAUGGUGUUUAUUGAUAGCUUUCCAGAAAGUGGACUGGAACCUCCGGCAUUCGCAGCCCUUGUUCCAAAUAGUGCUGACAAACCUUUAUCAGAGUUGAUUGAAGAGAUCAUGUUGGACCAUGAAAUGCUCAAUGCAAGAAAUACGAGCUAG
Molecule: messenger RNA, 618 nt
Organism: Fraxinus pennsylvanica
Lineage: Eukaryota; Viridiplantae; Streptophyta; Magnoliopsida; Lamiales; Oleaceae
Source: the annotation of a GenBank genome assembly